AACAGGCAAACAAAAAUGAGAAUUCAGAAAUAAUAAAACAAAACAAAAUAAAAUAUGAUAGAUAAUGCAAAGUAGGUGACUACCCAAAAAAUUAUAAUGAAAAAAAUUGUGAAGGAAGUUACUUGGUCACUCUGUCUAUAUUGUGACUCAAACGCUUAGUGUUUCUUUCCUACACCACCUUCUUCACAUUCCUCUUUCUUGUUUCUAUAUGUGCUUUACAACAAUAAUUAUAUUGAAACCACGUUUUUACUUUGAAAAUAUUUUGUUGCACAUUGGAGCACCACGUCGUACACCUCAAUCUAGAUUUUGCAUUGCAUGGCUCUGUAGCUAGUUAAUUGAAUAUGAGAGGAAUAAUGGGAACUUCUCCUCGUUCUGUUGAAGCUAGACAUCGUUUGCCUUCAUCCAUUGAAGAUUUAUACAAGAGAAAGGUGUCAAGAAGUAAAGUGAAAGAUUUAGAAAAGCCUUUCCACUUAUCUAUCCAAGAUAGAAACUUAAGAUGCAAGUUUUCUUUCUUAAAACUUAUCCUAUUGAUAACCAUUUCCGCCACUUUUGUAAUGUUCCUCUACUCUCCAGAGAUUUACAAUACCACCCAUUUAACAGGCUCUAGCGCAAGGUGGAUAUGGGGUGGCUCGGAUCCUCGGUACAUAUCAAAUGUAGAUACUGAUUGGGGUGAUAUAAUGAAAAUCACAGAGAAACUGAAAGAAAAAAAUGAAUUUCAAGGCAUUGGACUUCUAAAUUUCAACAACACUGAGAUUUCUACCUGGAAGCAUAAAUUUCACGAUGCCACACAUGUUGCUCUACAUCUAGAGCAUGCUGCAAACAGUGUGACAUGGGAGUCUCUAUAUCCAGAAUGGAUUGAUGAGGAAGAAGAAACUGAAGUUCCUGUUUGCGCUUCUUUACCAAGUCUUGGAUCUCCUGGUACAAGACUCAAUCUCAUUGCUGUUAAGCUACCUUGUAAGAAUGGAGCUAACUGGUCUCGAGAUGUCGCUCGUUUGCACCUGCAGCUUGCAGCUGCUGGCCUUGCUACCUCAUUCAAAGGCAAUUACCCCAUUUAUGUGCUCUUCAUUACCAACUGUUUUCCGAUACUGAAUCUGUUUACCUGCAAAGAAUUAGUUGGACGUGAAGGAAAUGUAUGGUUAUACAGACCAAACUUGAGUGUUUUGAGAGAAAAGGUUCAGCUUCCAGUUGGAUCAUGUGAACUUGCACUUCCUAUGAGAGGCAGAGAACUGGUUUACAAUGGAAAUGCUCCAAGAGAAGCCUAUGCAACAAUUCUGCAUUCAGCUCAUGUUUAUGUUUGUGGAGCCAUAGCUGCAGCACAAAGCAUCCGAAUGUCAGGAUCAACUAGAGACCUUGUAAUACUUGUUGAUGAGACAAUCAGUGGAUAUCACAGAAGCGGUUUGGAAGCAGCGGGGUGGAAGGUUAGAACAAUAAAGAGAAUCAGAAACCCCAAAGCUGAAAAAGAUGCUUACAAUGAAUGGAAUUACAGCAAAUUCAGGUUGUGGCAGCUUACAGAUUAUGACAAGAUAAUAUUCAUUGAUGCAGAUUUACUCAUACUCAGGAACAUAGAUUUUCUAUUUGGGAUGCCGGAAAUCACUGCUACCGGUAACGAUGCCACUCUUUUUAACUCAGGUGUCAUGGUGGUUGAGCCAUCAAACUGCACAUUUCAGCUCCUGAUGGAUCAUAUAAAUGAGAUUGAAUCCUACAAUGGAGGGGACCAAGGGUAUUUGAAUGAAAUAUUUACAUGGUGGCACAGGAUACCAAGACAUAUGAACUUCUUGAAGCAUUUUUGGGUUGGUGAUGAGGAAGAGAAGAAGCAAAUGAAAACCAUGUUGUUUGGUGCUGAGCCACCAAUUCUCUAUGUGCUUCACUAUUUAGGUUUGAAACCAUGGUUAUGCUUCAGGGACUAUGAUUGUAACUGGAAUGCCGAUAUAUUUCACGAGUUUGCAAGUGAUGUAGCACAUGCAAAGUGGUGGAAGGUGCAUGAUGCAAUGCCUAAGCUUUUACAACAGUUUUGCCUGUUGCAGUCAAAGCAGAAGGCACAGUUGGAGUGGGAUCGGAGCCAAGCGGAAAUAGCAAACUACACAGACGGGCACUGGCGAAUCAAAGUUAAGGAUCGACGCUUGAAGAAGUGUAUAGAUAAUCUUUGUGACUGGAAAAGCAUGUUGCGGCAUUGGGGAGAGAGUAACUGGACAGAUGAUGAGUCUUUUACUCCAACACCUCCCACAGUUACCAUGUCAUCUCUUUCUGCUUUAUGAGCUCUUAAAUUCAUUUUCUACUUUCCUUGCCUAUUAUUAGUUUCACAACUUUAUCCCAUUAGAGAUGGGAUCGGCAUAAGAAAAAAGGGAUAAAGGAGAAAAAAAAUCCGUGUACACAUUUUUUUAUUCUUAAAAAUGGUCUGUUCUACAGCUUUUUUACUCUGAUAAUGUGGAAGCAGAUUCCAGCACAAUUCAAUUUUUGAGGGAUUUCCCUAAAUGAAUCGAUAUUGUAUGACUCUCUGGUGUUUGGGUACAAAAGAGAAACAGUGUAAUAUAUGCGAAUGUGCAACAAUCAUAAACUGGACAGAGACACAAUUCAGAAGCAUAAAACAUACUUGAAACAAA
Molecule: messenger RNA, 2600 nt
Organism: Medicago truncatula (barrel medic)
Lineage: Eukaryota; Viridiplantae; Streptophyta; Magnoliopsida; Fabales; Fabaceae
Product: UDP-glucuronate:xylan alpha-glucuronosyltransferase 1
Exons: 5
Coding region: 342-2255 (637 amino acids)
Molecular function (GO): glycosyltransferase activity
Source: RefSeq, a predicted model, not a curated record